Homarus americanus (American lobster) is the source of this 1509-nucleotide messenger RNA. It is a transcript of the gene mEFTu2, whose product is annotated as elongation factor Tu 2-like. Lineage: Eukaryota; Metazoa; Arthropoda; Malacostraca; Decapoda; Nephropidae. Gene Ontology annotation, biological process: mitochondrial translational elongation. Gene Ontology annotation, cellular component: mitochondrion. The coding region runs from base 38 to 1450 and encodes 470 amino acids. The record is from RefSeq and is a predicted model, not a curated record. Gene Ontology annotation, molecular function: GTPase activity; GTP binding; translation elongation factor activity. The transcript is spliced from 6 exons.
AUUUCUUGUUGUUGUGGUGUUAGUGCCUCAGUGGUGGAUGGCCAUGUAUUGGUGUGCUCCUGUCACUAGUGUGGCAAGACAGGUAUUAUUUCUCUCACCACGACAGAUUGUUCAUCAUAAUUUCCCAACAAGAAGAAAGAAAAUUGUGAUAGGUUCUUUAUGGGGGAUCAACAGUGACAAUCAUUGUCCAAAAGUGUCACCAAGAUGGUUUUCUACAAAUGGAAAAGAAGAAAAGCCAACUUGUAACGUUGGAACCAUCGGCCAUGUGGACCACGGGAAGACCACCCUGACGGCAGCUAUCACCAAGGUCCUCCAUAAGGAUGGACUUUCCACCCCCAUUACUUAUGAUCAGAUUGAUCGUGCACCUGAGGAAAAAUUGAGAGGCAUAACCAUCAACACUGCACAUGUUUCCUACUCCUCGUCACUAAGACACUAUGCUCACACUGACUGCCCAGGUCACGCUGACUAUGUGAAGAACAUGAUAUCUGGCACAUCUCAGAUGGACGGAGCCAUCCUUGUUGUUGCAGCAAGUGAUGGACAAAUGCCACAAACUAGAGAACACCUCCUACUAGCCAAGCAAGUGGGAGUGGGGAAAGUUGUUGUAUUUAUCAACAAGUCUGACCUCGUGGAAGAUGAUGUGUUAGAGUUGGUUGAGCUCGAGGUUCGGGAGUUAUUGGAAGAUUUUGGUUUUGAUGGUAUUAACACACCCUUCGUGAAUGGCUCUGCCCUCCUUGCCCUACAGGGAGAUCAGGGAGUAUAUGGGGAAAAGAGCAUUUUGAAGCUAGUGAAAGCCCUGGAUGAAUAUAUUUCGAUUCCAACCCGAGAUCUUAAAUCUCCCUUCCUGCUGCCCAUAGACAAUUACUUUAGUGUUCCUGGCCGUGGAUCUGUAGUAACUGGAACUCUCAAACAGGGUAUCAUCAGAAAAGGAGAAGAGGCAGAACUACUUGGCUUUGAUCGUCGAAUAAAGACUGUUGUUACUGACCUUCAGGUAUUCAAGAAAUCUGUACCAAGGGUAGAGGCAGGGCAGAACUUGGGUGCAUUACUUCGAGGUGUUCGUCUGGAGGUACUCAGUAGAGGCAUGACUCUCUGUGCUUUAGAUUCCCAAAAAUACGGCAAUAGGUUUGAAGCUGCAUUGUACCUCUUGAGCCGUGGAGAAGGUGGUAGGUCUCGCCCAGUAACUAGUCAGUACAUACAACAACUCUAUAGCAACACCUGGAAUGUGACUUGUCGUGUUGACUUACCAGAGGGUGUGGACAUGUUGAUGCCAGGUGACCACGGAACAGUGCUGGUGACCUUACAAGAGCGCAUGGUGAUGGCUCCCAACCAGCCAUUUACCGUCAGGGAAAACAAUGUUACUGUUGCCACCGGCAUAAUAACUAAAGUAUCACCAAGUGUAGUAAUCAGUCAGAAGAGAUUAGAUAAAAUUGAUUUUAAAGCAAUUUCUAACUAAAUAAUUUUUAAUAUAAUUAGUCUUGGUUUUAGAGUAUAUUUAAUAAAUUAUAUAAUUAA